AUGAGCUACGACCAGCACCAGCACCUGCAGUCGCAUCCUCAUCAGCAGCAGCAUCCGCAGAAUAUGGCUCCGAGCUACCACCACUAUCCGCCUGCGCCCUCCCACCAUGGACCUCCCCAGCAUCUCCCGCACGCCCAGCAACAGCAUCAAUAUCCGCCCCCGCAGCAACACCACCAGCAGCAGUACCAGCACCCCGGCCACCCUUCUGCUCACCCCCAGAACUCUCUGCCCCCGAUGCCUCAAUACUCGACACACCAAAUGCCUCCCCAGAUGCAACCGCAGCUCCCUUCGCAGAUGCCCCCGCCUGAGAUGCCCGGCGGCGCUCCACCCCACCAAGCGCAACUUGUUCCUGAGCCCACGCGCAGCAUCGAGCCUGUGUCCAGGAAAGAUGAGGGUGGUCGAACAUACAAGCUCGACGUUGUCCAGCAGCCCAAGCGAGCGCGCAUGUGCGGCUUUGGUGACAAAGACAGGCGGCCCAUUACCCCGCCGCCUUGCGUGCUCUCUGGUCAAUGCGGACACAGCAUCACGGCUGACGAUAACCCAGCUCAAUACCCUCUGUCAAAUGGUUACGGCCCCGCCCCGCCCUAUGGCUACUCAAAUGGCGGAAUACCCGAGUAUGGCCGCACAGAAUAUGGCCAGAACCAGUUCCAGGCACGCAACUCUAUCGGUGGCGCAGGUGCUCCUCAGGGGAUGUACACGCGCAAUCUCAUCGGCAGUCUCGCUGCAAGCGCUUUCAGACUGUCUGAUGUGGCAGAACACAUUGGCAUCUGGUUUAUUCUCCAGGAUCUGAGUGUCCGAACCGAAGGCAGCUUCCGCCUGCGGUUCUCUUUCGUGAACGUCGGACCACCCACCCGGGCGCCGAGCACGAACCCCUCUAACCCAGGAGCCGUCACCAGGUCCGGCAAGGCACCGAUCCUGGCGUGCUGCUACAGCGAGCCUUUCACGGUCUUUUCUGCCAAGAAGUUCCCAGGUGUUUGCGAAAGCACGAGCCUCAGCAAGUGUUUCGCCUCUCAGGGCAUCAAGAUCCCGAUUAGAAAGGAAGGCCAGGACAACAAGCGGGGCAAGGAUGACGACGAUGACGAUUAUUAA
Verticillium alfalfae VaMs.102 is the source of this 1089-nucleotide messenger RNA. Its product is annotated as VelB. Bases 1 to 1089 code for a protein of 362 amino acids. The transcript has 4 exons. NCBI's taxonomy places the organism in Eukaryota, Fungi, Ascomycota, Sordariomycetes, Glomerellales, Plectosphaerellaceae. The record is from RefSeq and is a predicted model, not a curated record.